GGACAAUUUUGUUCAUUCCUACAUAAUCUCACACUGUCCAAAUCUAAGGGUAUUAUCGUAAUCAAAGUCAUCUCCUCCUAAUCCAUAAAGCCAAUCGUAGAGAAACAACCACGGAGGCACUGCUCCUCUAGUUUAGAGAGCCAGCAACGAACAUGGCUUACUCGCUCUGCUCAUCACACUCCCCAAUCGUCCACGAACGUCACACUCUCUCCUUAUCUCUUUCUUCAACCAAAAACCCUAGAAUAAGAAACGUCAAUCACCCUUCGAAGCUCAAUUUUCUUUCUUCUCAAUACAAAACACCUUCUCUCCAGAUAAGCCAUGUAUCUGUACACGACCCAGUUACUGAAGAAACCAAGAGUGAGGUUGUUGGCGAAGCUGCGACGACUGGAAACCCAGAUGGAAAUUCCGGUUCUUCGUCAAAAAGCUAUAUCUGGGUCAAUCCCAGAAGCCCCAGAGCACCGCAACUUCGGAAGAAAUCGUAUCAUACCAGGUACACUAAUCUAGUCGAAGUAGCUGAAUCUUUAAACUCCUGUAAUGCAAAUGAGGAUGAAGUUUUAAAAGUUUUGGGAACUUUAAGUGGUAAACUUUUAGAGCAAGAUGCGGUUGUUAUUCUUAAUAAUAUGGUUAAUGCCGAGAUUGCGGUUCUUGCACUAAAGUACUUUCAGCAGAACUUGAAACCUGAGAGGGAGGUUAUUCUUUACAAUGUUACCUUGAAGGUUUUUAGAAAGUCUAAGAAUUUGCCUGGUGCGGAGAAGUUGUUUGAUGAAAUGCUCAAGAAAGGUAUUAAACCGGAUAAUGUUACGUUUUCGACCAUGAUUAGUUGCGCUAGGAUCUCUUCUUUGCCUGAGAAGGCUGUUGAGUGGUUUGAAAAGAUGAGUAGUUUUGGGUGUGACCCAGAUGAUGUUACUUACUCGGCUAUGAUCGAUGCUUAUGGACGUGCUGGUAAUGUUGAUAUGGCUUUCAGCUUGUAUGACCGUGCUAGAACAGAAAAAUGGCGCAUUGACCGAGUAACAUUCUCGACUUUAAUCAGAAUUCAUGGUCAAUCAGGAAACUAUGAUGGGUGUUUGAACGUGUUUGAGGAGAUGAAGGCUAUAGGGGUUAAACCGAACGUUGUUGUUUACAACACUUUGUUGGAUGCUAUGGGUAGAGCUAAGAGACCUUGGCAGGCUAAGAAGAUUUACCAAGAGAUGAUCAGCAGCGGGUUUGAACCGAGUUUUGUUACUUAUGCUGCUCUCUUGAGGGCUUUUGGUAGAUCCCGGUAUGGUGAUGAUUGUGUUAAUGUGUAUAAGGAGAUGAAGGAGAAAGGGAUGAAGCUGAAUGUGAUUCUGUACAACACAAUUUUAUCUAUGUGUGCUGAUCUUGGCUACACUGACGAAGCUAUUUCCAUUUUUGAAGACUUGAAAAGUUCUGAGACCAUGCCUGAUAGUUGGACAUUUUCAUCAAUGAUUACUAUAUAUUCGUGCAGCGGGCAAGUACCAGAAGCCGAGGCAAUGUUGAAUGAGAUGUUGAAAGCAGGUUUUGCGCCUAAUAUAUUUGUUUUGACUUCACUUAUUCAGUGCUACGGUAAAGCUAAGCGCAUAGAUGAUGUUGUGAAGACAUUCAAUGACCUCUUGGAAUUGGACAUUAGUCCAGAUGAGCGCUUCUGUGGUUGUCUAUUGAAUGUGAUGACUCAAACACCAAAGGAAGAACUUUCUAAGCUUACUGCUUGCAUCGAAAUAGCCUAUCCAAAACUCGGAUAUGUGGUAAAACUUUUGCUAGAAGAUGACAAUAGUGAAAAUUUCAAAAAUGAAGCCUCAGAACUUUUUGAAACGGUUGGUGCUGAUGUAAGAAAGGCUUACUGCAAUUGCUUGAUUGAUCUUUCCAUGAACCUGGAUCAGUUAGACAGAGCUUGUGAGAUACUAAACAUUGGGGUCACACAAGAAGUAUAUACUGAUAUACAGACCAGGUCUCCAUCCCAAUGGUCUCUUAAUUUGAAGGGUCUUUCUCUUGGGGCUGCUCUCACUGCAUUACAUGUUUGGAUAAAUGAUUUGACCAAGAUAUUGGAAUCUGGAGAAGAAUUUCCACCAUUGCUUGGAAUUAAUACUGGACAUGGGAAGCACAAGUACUCGGACAAAGGCUUUACUUUGGCAGGUGUUUUUGAUUCCCGCUUGAAGGAAUUAAAUGCUCCUUUCCAUGAGGCUCCGGAUAACGCUGGUUGGUUUUUGACCACGAAGGUUGCAGCCAAGUCGUGGUUGGAGUCUCGAAAAUCUUCGGAGUUAGUUGCAGCUUAACUUUGUACCGUCCUUGAUUUGCUUUUCUAUGUAUUCUCUACACACUACUGACAUGCAAGGGUUUAGAUUGCACGCAGGAUUCAGGAAGUUACGAUAAAGGUGUUGCAGGUGGACCUUAAGUGUCAUGUAUGCUAUAAAAAGUAGAUCAAAAAAGUUCUGUGCAAAUUUCCCGUCUAAUAUGUAAUAUAUAUGUUAUCAUUGUACGUAUAUAAAAUUCAGAAGAAAAAUAUUUUCUAGUUAAUAAAUUGGCAGUUUAGUGCAUGAGAAUCAUGUGCUCUGUGACAGCUUUGAUUUCAUAUCUUUUUUUUCAUUGCAGUAGGGACACUAAUACUAUUGCUUAGCCAAUCUUGCAUUGAGUAUGGAACAAACAAAGGUUUAGUGUCCGAGAUUUCCUUCUUGUGUAUUGCGCCUGUUUGCUGUAAUUUUGGCGUUAUACUUUGACUAACACAAGUUCAUUCUUCUCCAAAAGAAAAAGAAAAAAACACAUAAAAUUAUAUUUUCAUACAAUCAGCAACAUAUUUUGAUAAUUAAAGUACCUACUCAUUGUAUCAGCAACAAUCUGCAAGGCUGGAGACUAUCUUAUUAGCAUUGCGAUAAAAGUUCCCAGCUCCCAUAAUAAAGGUUGAGAACUUGAGAUGUAGGUAGUAAUGUCAUGUAGCUGCCCCUGCCUAGGCCAGUUUUACCAAAGAAGCUGUAUAUGGAGUGUUUGGAAGGUAGACGACCUUGUGGGCCAUGUUGAUAGGAUCAUGUUAGCAGCCACAGCCAACCUGCUUCACCAUGUAAAUGUAAUCAAUACGAUAGUUGCUUCCACUGCCACUGGGGAAGACUACCAGCAGCACCGUGUAGUGACAUGGGACAUAUAGUGUGUUAGUGUUCAAGCUUCUUUGGUAAAGUUAAGCU
Messenger RNA from Cannabis sativa, 3170 nucleotides. Its product is annotated as pentatricopeptide repeat-containing protein At4g16390, chloroplastic. NCBI's taxonomy places the organism in Eukaryota, Viridiplantae, Streptophyta, Magnoliopsida, Rosales, Cannabaceae. Gene Ontology annotation, cellular component: chloroplast. The coding region runs from base 153 to 2270 and encodes 705 amino acids. The transcript is spliced from 2 exons. The record is from RefSeq and is a predicted model, not a curated record. Gene Ontology annotation, molecular function: protein binding.